AUGAAUUUUAGUUUGAGAAGACAUAUGCGCCCUAGGCGCUUCUUUGCUAGGCGAGAAGCCAAGACAAUUCUCACAAGAUCACUCUUAGGGUUUGAUAUCAAUAUGCCUCCAGAUGGACUGAUGAAGAAGCCUGUACGGCUGCUCUAUCACAGGUGUUGUAAUUCAGAACUAAUUGCAGUGGCCGGCGGAACCAGCGGUCUCGGUCGUGCCAUCAUUGACGCCCUGAAGUCAGAUGGAAGUUACGAAGUCCUUGUUCUGAGCCGAAGGGAUAACAAGAUUCGCGUUCUCAAUGCCAACAACUACUCCGAUGUAGACCAGCUCCAGACUUUGCUUGACCGAAACGGAAUUCAAGCAGUGAUUUCAAUCUUCAGUGGACCCUUGGGUUCCCCAGGAGAGCCGAAGCUUAUUGAAGCUGCUGAACAUUCGAGUACGACGAAGAGAUUCAUACCUAGCUUAUUCAGCGGCUUGCCCUUCACUGACGAACACUCUAAUAACCCUUUCCUCGCCUCACACGUAGCAGAAUUUGCAGUGAUCCACCCAGGCAUUUUCAUGGACUAUUACGUUCCACUGCCCACACACGUGGCAGUUCUGCCAAUCACGGUCUCCCUGUCCGCUAAAUAUGCUGCGAUCCCAGGCUCUGGGAAUGUUCCAGUGUCGUUUAGACAUACUUCCUCAACCGGCAAAUACCCGUCGCGUCUUUUGGCCAAACCGCCAGGGACAUGGCAGAAACGGUACUUCAUUUUGGAGGACAAUCGAACUUGGAAUGUGGUUGUUGCAUUAGCAGAGAAACAUAUGCGAGUCAAAUUUGAAGUCGUAUAUGAUAGUUUAGAAAAGACGAAUAUGGGGGAAAUAAGUCAAAUCCCCGGGAUAGAGGUUCUUUACGAGUCUUUCGGGGGUGGGGGAGAAGCGAGAAGGUUCAUGAUGGGGUGGUUGGCGGGAUAUGCUCAAUGGAUGGAGAAAGGACAUUUCUGGUAUCAGCAGGGGCCGCUUUUAAGUAAGGAAUUUAACGAUGUAAUUGAAAAGCUAACUUUUAAGAAGGUGUGGGAGAUAGCGGGAAAUGAAAGUUUUGUAUUGCGAGCAACGUGA
Molecule: messenger RNA, 1086 nt
Organism: Bipolaris oryzae ATCC 44560
Lineage: Eukaryota; Fungi; Ascomycota; Dothideomycetes; Pleosporales; Pleosporaceae
Exons: 6
Coding region: 1-1086 (361 amino acids)
Source: RefSeq, a predicted model, not a curated record